Durio zibethinus is the source of this 953-nucleotide messenger RNA. NCBI's taxonomy places the organism in Eukaryota, Viridiplantae, Streptophyta, Magnoliopsida, Malvales, Malvaceae. The record is from RefSeq and is a predicted model, not a curated record.
AAGUAGGUCCAUUAUUAGCCCAAACCAUGUGAACCUCGCUGGGAAAACAAAAAGCAACCGACGCGUGAAGCUCAGCUCCCCAAACGCCCGUGCCAAGAUAGAGAGAGAGCACCUAGUACUGUACCGUUCAGUCAAGCACUUCCUUCCCUCGUCAUCUCCGUUGCUUCCAAAUUACGUCAAAACGCACCGUUUUCUCCAUUGAAAGAGAAUUUCCCCAGUUCUUUCUUAAAAAAAGCGCUCUUCCUGUUAAUUCAGUUCAAUCUCUUAUUUUCAAUGGAGGAAUCAUCGUAUUCAAAUCUUGCUACAACUCAUUUACUCGGCUCAGUUCCCGCUGUUGUCAAUGAAGAAAAGAAAGCCUCGUAUGAAUUUCCAGGAGCGAAUAUGCAAAUUUUCCUGCCAAAUAAUGGCAGCGGAGGAGGUGGCGGCCCAGGUUACCAAACUCUUAGAGCUCCAACUGAAGUAUUCCAACAACAGCCACCAAAAAACUGGAAGGGGGUGUUUAGUAUCUCGUCAUACACACACUAUUUUAAUGUGGAUACAGAUGUUGUCAUUAACAGAUUGAUAAGUUCCUUUUAUCCUGUUGGUGGAGAUUUUUUCAGAAAGAUUGAUGCUAACCUUGAUCUGAUUGGUUUGCAAAUCUAGCUUCCUUGAUUUCAAAGACUGAUCAAAAAGGCCAACAAUUGCAAGGUGUUAUAACGUAUAGAUCCGUGAACUACCACUAGAUAUGGAUUAGAGAAGUUUUCACCAAUAUUUUUUGUUUAGGUGUGAUUGGUCACCUAAUCGAAUCUGAUCCACGAAAUUGGAUUUUAGGUUCGGGAGUAUGGUUACGCAUGAGAAAUGUUAUAGCACCUUCACAACGCUCAUCUCAAUGAUAGUAGCAGUUUGAUUUUAAGUUAUCCAAGCCUUAAAAAUAUUUAUGCUUUACCAAAAUAUUUAAUAUUGAAAAUUAAUGU